Molecule: messenger RNA, 2471 nt
Organism: Zea mays
Lineage: Eukaryota; Viridiplantae; Streptophyta; Magnoliopsida; Poales; Poaceae
Exons: 2
Coding region: 306-2471 (721 amino acids)
Biological process (GO): response to oxidative stress
Molecular function (GO): heme binding; peroxidase activity
Source: RefSeq, a predicted model, not a curated record
UUGAAACUCGGUUGCAUCCAGGUUCAACGUACAACCAGCUGUUAGGAGUGGCUACCAUGUGGGGCCAUUGCCAGGGAGCAAGUGGGUUUCUACAACUAUAAAAGGACAUUUGUAUAGGCUAAGAAGGACAUCAAUUACCAAUUAUCAGAAUACAAACACUGUCAUUGUCUAUUCUCUCGUCUUCUUCUUCCUUUAUCCCUCUCCACGCUCCAGCUAGCUUCCUCUCUACUCUCUAUAUCUGCUAUUUCUCGCUAGAAACAUCUGUGACGCUAACAUUUGGUAUCAGAGGAACGAUCUCGCAGAGGAUGAAUUUUUCCUCGCUGCUGGCGGAGCUCGCGGCGUGCGAGAAGCGUCUCAUUGCUUGCAUCGAAGGUGUGCCUGCCAAGUGUUCGGUGAACUGCCAGAACGCCUUCGGCGGCUUCACAGCACCGGCUACGGACGACAAAAUGUCUAGCACCAAGCCUAGCCUCACCACAUCCACGACCAUCUAUGGCGCUCCCGUCUUCGACCAAUACUGCGAUGCGGAUCUCGGUGACAACGCCAUGGAGCUCGUCCAGCGCGGCCCCGUCGACAUCGAGCGCAUCGACCUCCGCAGCGGUGCGCUGGCUGGCUGCUACGGCGAGCAGUCCGCACGCGGACACACUCCUUCCUCCUUCAACGACGAUUUGGGUGCCUCGCUCGACUCGGUCGCCAACAGCUCCGUCCAUGGCGGCCACGGAUCCGUGCUGCCCCACCUCAUGCCCAUCUGCGCGGGCACUAGCAGGAUCCAUGUGCCCGACGACCGGAGUCUGGACUACGCCGAGGAUUUCGACACCAAUCACUUGGACAAGGGGUGCGUACUCUUCGGUGGCGUGCGCGCGUCCAGGGAGGAGGUAGCGCAGGCGCGAUGCGACAACACCAAGCUCGUCAUCAAGCAGGCCUUGGCUGAGGCCAACACCGCCAAGGACUCGCUGGAGCUCGCCGGCGGUGACAACACGCACUUCAACGGCGUGCAUCGCGGCCAACCGUUUGAGACGCUGAGCAACCCGUCCGCCCACCACCGCCUUCUCCACGCGAGCGUCGACAACGUGUGCCUCAAUGAUGUCGUCCCCGACAGGGAGAGCGCGCUCCAGAACCUCCGCCUGGAGUACGAGUGCGUCAGGGUCAGCGAGGUCACAGCGCAGGGCCGCCUCAAGGAACUCAACAGCAUCCUCGCCGCCACAACGACGGCGACGGCGUGCAGCACACCCACGUCCACCAAGUGUUCGAUGCGAGUCCUCAACCACGGCGCAUACUCAGUUCCCAACCUCCCCGUGGUCUGCAUCGUGGGCGGGUCCAACUUCCCCAGCCUGCGGGGCUUCGAGGCGAUCUGCACCAGCACAGCACGGCCGCGGAGCUCCCGGCGCUCCACGAGCAGCUCCUCCAUCGCGCAACCGCAUCCGCAAGCUGGGGCGGUGGGGUCGUCCGAGUCGGAGCUUGCGGCGCCUUCCUCCGUCCACGACAACUCUGUCGCGCUGAUCUCCUUCUCCGGCAGAUGCGACUACGCGCGCGCCAACGAGAUGACCAGCGCCCAGAUCGACGCCAUGGCACAGGACGAGACGGACGAGAUUGCCAACACCGUGGAGCAGCUGACGGGCCUGGGCGUGGAGAAGGUGGUUGCUGAGUACAAAUUCAGGGACCCAAAGACCUCCGACCAGGAGAUGCUCGAGAGCAUCUGCAGCGUGCUCAUGCCCUUGAAGCUCCAAGCUAAGAUCGCCAAAGCCAAGUUCGAGGCGGCGUGCUCGGGCAAGAUCUCGUGCGCGGACAUCGUCGCCUUCACCGCCAGCGACGCGUCCUACUUCCUCAGCAACGACGACAUCAACUUCACCAUACCCGCGGGGCGGUACGACGGGACCGUCUCCAUCACCAGCGAGACCCUGCCGAACCUGCCCCCGCCGUUCGCCGGCUUCGACCAGCUUGUGAAGAUGUUCGCUGACAAAGGGGAUCGCCUGCCGUCCAGCAACACCUCUGAUAUGGACCCGUCGUUCGCCGCCAUGCUGCAGACCAAAUGCAAGUCGACGAAUGACAGCAACAACACGGUGAUGCAGGACUUCAAGACCCCCGACAUCCUGGAUAACCGCUACUACAAGAACGUGUUGGCUCACAAGGUUCUUUUCACACCGGACGUGACGCUCACCACCAACUUCAUGUCGAACAAUCUGGUGCAACUGUGUGGCUGCCUUCUCAGCGUGGCAGCGAACAAAGGCAAUUUCUCAGCCUUUCCUUGGGAUCCUGGUGAAGAUGGAGCAGUUAUACUUGGUGUUCUUGGAGAGGAGGUGACCAAGCUUGGAUGCAGCCCCUGGUUCAUGACUUGGGUCGGCUUAAUGGGCACCAACCGAGGGAGAUUCAAGUAUCAUCCAUCAUCAGUGAUCCAAUCUCAGCUACGUUAUGGAAAACAGUUGAACAAACCAAUUCAAGCCAUUCCUCCACAACAGGACCUGCUCAAAGUGUAG